Daucus carota subsp. sativus is the source of this 2415-nucleotide messenger RNA. RefSeq names its product protein MICRORCHIDIA 7. Gene Ontology annotation, molecular function: ATP hydrolysis activity. Gene Ontology annotation, cellular component: nucleus. The transcript has a single exon. Bases 9 to 2243 code for a protein of 744 amino acids. Lineage: Eukaryota; Viridiplantae; Streptophyta; Magnoliopsida; Apiales; Apiaceae. The record is from RefSeq and is a predicted model, not a curated record.
GUUGCGAAAUGAUCGACCUCGGCGAUUCCGAUUCCGACGUCGUCACCGGCGACACUACCGACGAUUCGAGUGACGACGACGUCAAACCUGAGAUAGUCUUGCCGCUAGGGUUUCUCGAUCCAUUAACGCCAGAAGAACGUGCGUUAAUGAAUAAAAAAGUCUCGGAUCCUGUUCACUCGAGUUUGAGGGUUACGAACGAGGUUUCGAACGUUGGAGAAACUGUCGGAGAGUCGAAUGAUGUGGCGGUUAAUGAGUUCAAGCAGUUCUGGAACGCGGGAGGGUACGAGGCUAAAGGUGAUCGUGCGGCGGUUGAGACCGAGCCGUGCAAUAUGGAUCGGCUUAGGGUGAAUCCGCAGUUUCUUCAUUCGAAUGCGACGAGUCAUAAGUGGGCGCUGGGCGCGUUCGCGGAGCUUCUGGACAAUGCGUUGGAUGAGGUAUGUAACGGAGCAAGUUAUGUUCACCUUGAUGUCAUUAAGAGUAAGAGAGAUCAUAGUAAGAUGUUGUUAGUUGAAGAUAAUGGAGGCGGAAUGAGUCCUGAUAUGUUGCGACAGUGUAUGUCGCUUGGAUAUUCUUCGAAGAGUGGUCAGGAUAAUACUAUUGGAUUGUAUGGGAAUGGCUUCAAGACGAGUACUAUGAGGCUUGGGGCGGAUGUUAUUGUGUUUUCGAGGAGUCGUGGGAGGGACGGAGGGAGUAGUACUCAGAGUGUAGGGAUGUUGUCUAGUACGUUUUUGAAGAGGACUAAUAAGGAUGAGAUUGUGGUUCCGAUGAUUGAUUAUAAGAAAGGGGGGAGUUCUUGGGAUAUGAUUGUACGUUCUUCGCGUGAUGAUUGGAGGCAGAAUUUGGAUACAUUGUUGGUAUGGUCACCGUUUAGUAGUGAGGCGGAGUUGUUUAAGGAGUUUGAUUUGAUUAAAGAUCAAGGGACGCGUAUUGUGAUUUAUAAUCUGUGGCAGGAUGAUCAGGGGGACCUUGAGCUUGAUUUUGAUACGGAUAAGUAUGAUAUUCAGAUUAAAGGGGCGAAUAGAGAUGAGAAGAAGAUAGAGAUGGCUAACACGUAUCCAAAUUCUAGGCACUUCUUGACGUACUCACAUUCUUUGAGGAGUUAUGCAGCUAUAUUGUAUUUGAGAGUUCCACCUGGUUUUCGGAUUAUUCUUCGUGGGAGAGAUGUUGAGCAUCAUAAUUUAGUGAACGAUAUGAUGUACAAACAGGAGCAUGUGUACAGACCUGUUCGGGUUUCUGAUGAUUCGGUGAAGGGUCAGUCUCAGGCGUUUGCUAGUGUCAUAAUUGGAUUUGUGAAGGAUGCUAAAGCUCAUAUUGAUGUUCAAGGGUUCUGUGUUUAUCACAAGAACCGGCUUAUUAGGCCGUUUUGGAGGGUCUGGAAUGCUGCUGGAAGUGGUGGCCGUGGCAUUAUAGGUGUAAUUGAAGCUGAUUUUGUUAAACCUGCUCAUGAUAAGCAGGGCUUUGAGCACACAAGUGUGCUAAUUAGGCUUGAGUCACGGAUUCGUGAGAUUCAGAAGAAGUACUGGGGAGACAACUGUCAUCAAAUUGGCUAUGUUAAAGGACCAUUCUCUGGUAAACAAAGAGGAAGGCCGGCUUCAGACAGUGGCAAUAAUCAAGCUUCAGACAGCGGUGAGGAAAACUGUCAUCAAAUUGGCCAUGCUAAAGGAUCAAUCUAUGGUAAAAGAAGAGGACCGGAUCUAAAUACUCCAGCUUCAGACAGUGGGGAGGAUGAUAAUUCUGUACAACCAACCACGAAGAAAAUGAAGAGUGUGUCUAAUGAGUUAAAAGACGACAGGCAAAACGCGCCUGAGCCAUCACUAAAGAGAAGGGAUCAUAAGCAAGCAGCGGUGCCAGUUACUACAGUUAUCCAUUCGCAACAUCCUACCAAUGCAGGAUCGAAUGAAAUAGAGAAGUUGAAGAAAGAAAAUGUUGAACUAAGGGAGAAACUAAAGAAGAUUGAGGGAGUGAAUGUAGCUAGUCUGAAGCGUGAGUUGCAGUACGAGAAGGACAGGAACAAUGCAAUGGAAACGAAGUUAAAGCAGGCAGAAGAGAAGAUAGAAGAAUUCGACAAAGAACAAGAGACUCUGAUUGAUAUCUUCUCAGAGGAGAGAUCUCGGCGAGAUGAAGAGGAGGACAAGUUGAGGAGGAGGCUCAAGGAGGCUUCUAAGACAAUUGAAGACUUGGAGAAGAAGUUGAAACAGCUUGAGAACAGACCCCCUGUUGUUAGUUGCAAAAUUGAACGCUGAAGUGCUUCCAGAACAAUUUGAUAGUCACUUUGACAUGUCUUCAAAAAUAUUAUUUCCUACGUUUUUUUUUGUUAAAUGUCAUCGAAAAUUAUAGACGUAGACGAGAAAGAUUACAGCUUAGAGUUUUGUUAUUUGAUUUACAAGUUGUAGUAUUUUACUAGUUGAAAUUUUG